CACACAUUCCAAAUAUCCACCAUGUCAACCCUCUCAAGACCAACUCUGUGUAGAAAUGAGUCGAUGCAGAAAUAUCUGCUGCUCACGGCUCAAAAGGAAGCACUGCAACGCCGCGUUGCUCUCCAACUUCCCUUCGGCGCACCGAGGGAACCUUCAUCUCCCGAGUUCCAGUCCCUAUCAUCCUCACCCGACUGGUCACCCAAAUACACCACACCCUACCCUGUCGCUACCGAGCCUCUGCCUACUACUACUGUACGGUCUUCGCGGUCGAGCAUGGAUGACAUGCACAUGGACGAGUCACACAAGCUUGCCGAGAUCAACCAGCAAAUCAUCGCAACGUUGACCGAGCUCCUCAACACCGAGUCGAUACGCUCGGACGAGAAGAGUCGUGCCUGGAUCCAGGAGAAGCUUAUGGAGGCCGAACACCAGAUUCGACGACAGAGACGUCGUCAUUCGUCGAAUUCUGAGCGCGACUUUGCUUCUGCAAUCGCCCAUCACCUCGAGCUGGAUCUCAACGCUUCCAAGACUUGGGCUUAGACAUAUCACUUUGACCUUUGUCUCUGAGAUUGUUUUACUUUCACGUUCACGAUGGCAUGGCAUGUUCGUUUGGCGCAGGUUGGGAAUGGCGCAAUGGUCCUGAUAUGACGAGAUCAAAUUCAGAAAAAGAUACCCGAUGCAUAGCAUCAUACUAGCGUAGCACUUUGCUCUCACAAGUAAAUCCAUUUUUUCACUCCA
Parastagonospora nodorum SN15 is the source of this 735-nucleotide messenger RNA. RefSeq lists its product as hypothetical. Lineage: Eukaryota; Fungi; Ascomycota; Dothideomycetes; Pleosporales; Phaeosphaeriaceae. The transcript has 2 exons. Bases 22 to 537 code for a protein of 171 amino acids. The record is from RefSeq and is a predicted model, not a curated record.